GCGGGCGCGGGCGCGCCGCCGUCCUUCGCGCCUUCGCGGCCGGCCGGGCCGGGAGCCGCUCGUCUUCCCCGGGCGCCGCAGCUGAGGACUCUUCUUAUUUCUGGAAUGUCUCAAAGGAGAAGAGUAUGGAACUGUAUAUCUAGAAAAGCAAUAUAGGACUUCCGGUAGCAGCCAGGCUCCGUCAUCUUGCCAUACUAUGGAGCCUUGUGCAUCGGAUGAAUUUUUUCAAGCACUCAACCAUGCAGAACAGACUUUUAAAAAGAUGGAAAAUUACCUGAGACACAAACAAUUGUGUGAUGUGGUAUUAGUUGCUGGCGACCGCCGAAUUCCUGCUCACAGGUUGGUGUUGUCCUCGGUCUCAGACUAUUUUGCAGCCAUGUUUACUAAUGAUGUAAGGGAGGCGAGACAAGAAGAAAUCAAAAUGGAAGGCGUGGAGCCAAACGCACUGUGGGCCUUGGUGCAAUAUGCCUAUACAGGUCAUCUUGAACUAAAAGAAGAUAAUAUUGAGUGCCUGUUAUCUACAGCUUGUAUUCUCCAGCUCUCUCAGGUUGUAGAAGCUUGCUGUAAAUUCUUAAUGAAGCAGCUUCAUCCAUCAAAUUGCCUUGGUAUCCGCUCCUUUGCUGAUGCACAGGGCUGCACAGAUUUGCAUAAAGUGGCUCACAAUUACACCAUGGAACAUUUCAUGGAGGUAAUUAGAAAUCAAGAAUUUUUAUUGUUGCCUGCCACAGAAAUUGCAAAGCUUUUAGCAAGUGAUGACAUGAAUACGCCAAAUGAAGAGACCGUUCUGAAUGCGUUGCUUACGUGGGUACGACACGAUUUGGAACCAAGAAGGAAGGAGCUCAGUAAACUCUUGGCCUAUAUAAGACUGCCACUGCUUGCACCACAGUUUUUGGCGGAUAUGGAAAAUAAUGCACUCUUUAGAGAUGACAUUGAAUGUCAGAAACUUAUUAUGGAAGCAAUGAAAUACCAUUUGCUGCCAGAGAGACGACCCAUGUUACAAAGUCCUCGUACGAAGCCAAGGAAGUCUACUGUGGGUGUAGUGUUUGCAGUAGGCGGCAUGGAUGCAACUAAAGGAGCAACAAGCAUUGAAAAAUAUGAUCUCCGUACCAAUAUGUGGACUCCUGUAGCAAAUAUGAAUGGGAGAAGAUUACAGUUUGGAGUAGCAGUAUUGGAUGAUAAAUUGUAUGUUGUCGGUGGUAGAGAUGGACUGAAAACAUUGAAUACUGUGGAGUGUUACAACCCCAAAACAAAAACUUGGAGUGUAAUGCCUCCUAUGUCUACUCACCGGCAUGGACUUGGGGUGGCUGUAUUGGAAGGUCCUAUGUAUGCCGUGGGAGGACACGAUGGCUGGAGCUACCUGAAUACCGUGGAAAGGUGGGAUCCUCAGGCACGCCAGUGGAACUUUGUGGCCAGUAUGUCAACUCCAAGGAGUACUGUAGGUGUGGCAGUACUAAGUGGAAAAUUAUAUGCGGUUGGUGGUCGUGAUGGCAGCUCUUGCCUUAAAUCAGUGGAGUGUUUUGAUCCGCAUACUAACAAGUGGACACUUUGUGCUCAAAUGUCAAAACGAAGAGGGGGUGUUGGAGUGACCACCUGGAAUGGGUUCCUCUAUGCUAUUGGAGGCCACGAUGCACCAGCUUCACUGACUUCCCGGCUUUCUGAUUGUGUGGAGAGGUAUGACCCCAAAACAGACAUGUGGACUGCUGUGGCUUCCAUGAGCAUUGGCAGAGAUGCUGUGGGAGUCUGUCUGCUUGGAGACAAAUUAUAUGCAGUCGGAGGAUAUGACGGACAAACAUACCUUAAUACAGUGGAGUCGUAUGACCCCCAGACAAAUGAGUGGACGCAGGUUGCACCACUGUGCCUAGGAAGAGCAGGGGCUUGCGUCGUGACCGUGAAGCUCUAGUGGCCAAGAUAUCCUUCUCUUCUAUAGCAUCUCUGGGGGGUUUGUCCCAGAUUAUUAAAUUAUAAUCAAAUAAGGUACUGGGUAUCUUCACAGGGCAAAGAGUUUGGUCUUAAUUUGUUAGCUAAAGCUUUUUUUAAACAAAAAGAAAUGGACCAACAUUAUGCACAUUUUUUAAAAGAAGAGUAAUGCAGGUUAUGCACAUUUACUUGUAAUAGAAUAGACUGCAGCCAGCUGGAUUGCUGGAAAAGACAUCUUCUGCUUGAAACACUGAACAAAAUAAGCGGCUGUUGGAGCUGAUGGCUCCGAGUUCAGGAGCUUCCGGAAGGAAGGAGUUUUUUGUUUUUGUUUUUUAGAAGCAUGAAUGAGCACCGGGCCAUUUAUUUCAUUCCCAUAAAGUAAGGUUUUGAUAGUUUUCGGAUGCAGGUGUUGACCUUUCUUUGCUGAAAAUGUUUUUGUCAUGGUUUGAACAAAGAGAAACAAAUGCAAAUUAAGUCGAAGAAAUUACUUGUAUGUUUUGCCUGGGAAGUCCUAGGCGGCGGAUGCCCGAACCCGAACCCUCGCCCCUGCGGCUUGGCCAAAGCCUUGCCUCUGUCACUGUCUUGGUGCGUUGAAGAAAACCUGCCGCUGGGUAUUUUUUUCAACAGCUUUGCAGCAUCCAGUACCUUGACCGUAUUUUGUAAUACUUUAUGUACUUUUCAGUACACUCUAAACAUUUAUAUAUAGUUUCAUCUUUUUCUGAACCUGAUUGCAUCUUAACUAUGUAAUUUUCCUCCGAAAAAAACAAGCUGAGGGAGAGAGGCAGGAGAAGAUCGGAAAUGUUAUUGGAAGUGACUUUCAUGGAUGGUUUCUGAAGCAUUCCAUGAUCCGGAAUUCCAUGUCGCUCACCUUAACCGUAUGGGGAAGAGGAGGUUGUGCAAAUCCAAGUACCUUUUUAUGAAGUGAAGACUCCUUGUAGUAUUUUCUAGUAAGCGUUACUUUGAGGAGUGUGGGCAUUAAGUUGCAAGUGGGGUAUCCUUUUCGGAUGUUCAGCACUUCUCUCCCCCCCCACCCCACGAGACCAGUAUUUUCAAGGAGUGAUUAACUUAUUUACAGCGAAAUCCUAAGCAGGGUUAUUCUAGUGCAAGCCCAUUGAAAUCAACGGGUUUAGACUGGUGUAACUCUGCUUAGGAUUUCACUGUUAAUAUUGUAAUAGAUUUCCUUUAGAAUUUGCCUUACUGUGUUGACGGCUUACGCUACUCAGAAUGACUUGGGCUCCAAGUGUUCUCUGAAACUUUUAUAUUUUUCUUUUGUGCCUUGUUUCCAAAGAUGUCAUGUGACACAUUAUUGUACUUUUAUCUUGAAAAAUCUGAAGCUGUAAGCUCAAGGAACACUUUUUGAAAGUAAACAUGUCUCAUUCCUAAAGUCUUUGCACAUUUGUAACUUUUAAAAUACACUGUUGAAGUUCACAAUUACUU
Molecule: messenger RNA, 3354 nt
Organism: Eublepharis macularius
Lineage: Eukaryota; Metazoa; Chordata; Lepidosauria; Squamata; Eublepharidae
Gene: KLHL5
Product: kelch like family member 5
Exons: 12
Coding region: 197-1900 (567 amino acids)
Molecular function (GO): protein binding
Source: RefSeq, a predicted model, not a curated record